Abrus precatorius (Indian licorice) is the source of this 2175-nucleotide messenger RNA. RefSeq names its product transcription termination factor MTERF5, chloroplastic. Lineage: Eukaryota; Viridiplantae; Streptophyta; Magnoliopsida; Fabales; Fabaceae. Gene Ontology annotation, biological process: regulation of DNA-templated transcription. Gene Ontology annotation, molecular function: double-stranded DNA binding. The transcript has 3 exons. The coding region runs from base 164 to 1579 and encodes 471 amino acids. The record is from RefSeq and is a predicted model, not a curated record.
AUACAAUACUUGAUAAUAUGUGCUGUUCAUCAACCAAAAUCUAAUUCAUCUCUUUAACUGCUGUUUUCGUCCUGAUAACUAAAAUCAAUAGCAAUUACCAAGAUGAGAUACAGGGCUAAUAAUAUCUAAAUCUUUUUCCAUUUGUUUUGUAAUUUUCUUUAUUAUGAUAUUUUUGAAACUUGAAUUUGUCCCUUAUGAAUAUUUUACAGCAGGACUCAAGUAUCUUUUCCUGCAAAGGUCUUCUUGUGCCAGGCAAAAUCUGACCUUUCAUGGUGCUUUUCACUCAGGCAUAGAUGAAUCUUUGAGCUUAAAAGUAAUGUCCCCAACUCUGUUAGCAGCAGAAAAGGAAGAAGCCAAGGCUGUAUUGAUGUUGUUUUUGAAGAAACAAGGUUUAAGCAAUGCGGUUGCAGCUAGAACCGCCAACAAGUCAGAUCUUUUCAUUGAUCACCUUGUCUCAAAGCUUCACUCUAAACACAAAUCUCGGUACCUUUCAGGGAGAGAGCUUACAACUAUGGAGAUUAGGGAUGCCCUUAUCCCUUAUCUUGAAUCCCUUUUUGAAGAGCAUGGAAAUAUUCUAGCGAAUGUAGUGGAAAAUUAUCCAAAUCCACCCGUGAAGGAUAAAUCAGCUGUGUCAGUUCCUCGCUCUAGUCCAGUGGUAGACUCUAAGAAGCUUAAAGUAGUGUCUCGAGGGAGUGAGAUAGACCCGAAUGCCGGCAAUCUACGCCCUCAUAUUGUCUAUCUCAUGGAAUUUGGUAUGAAUAUUGAGCAGAUUAGGAGUAUCACACGACGAUUCCCAUCUUUUGCCUACUAUAGCUUGGAGGGUAAAAUUAAGCCAGUGGUUGAGUUUUUUCUUGAACUUGGAGUGCCAAAAGAGAACAUUCCCAAUAUCCUCGCUAAAAGGCCUCAAUUAUGUGGAAUCAGUCUGUCUGAAAAUCUUAAACCCACCAUGAAGUUCUUAGAAUCUUUGGGUGUUGACAAGAAACAAUGGCCAAAGGUGAUCUAUCGCUUCCCGGCGCUGUUGACUUAUAGCAGGCAGAAGGUGAGGGAAAGUGUAGAUUUUCUUCAUGAAUUGGGCCUCUCAGAAGAGAGCAUAGGUAAGAUUUUAACUCGCUGCCCCAAUAUUGUUAGUUACAGUGUAGAAGACAAUCUCCGACCAACGGCUAAGUACUUUCGUUCUUUGGGAGUUGAUGUUGGCAUUCUUCUAUUUAGGUGCCCACAGAAUUUUGGUCUUAGCAUUGAGGCUAAUCUAAAGCCUGUAACAGAAUUUUUCUUGGAGAGAGGAUACACUUUGGAAGAAAUUGGGACCAUGAUUUCAAGAUAUGGAGCCUUGUAUACUUUCAGCUUGACUGAAAAUUUGACUCCAAAAUGGUAUUUCUUUUUGACCACAGGUUACCCAACUUCUGAGCUAGUUAAAUUCCCUCAAUAUUUUGGAUACAGUUUAGAGGAAAGAAUUAAACCAAGAUUUGCACAUAUGAAAACAUCUGGAGUGAAGUUACUGCUGAACCAGGUUCUCUCACUGUCAAGCAGCAACUUUGAAGAGGCCUUGAAAAAGAAAAUGAAGAAAAUGCAAGUUGAUUAGGAUUCUUAUUAUAGCACCCAAGUUGUCAAUCAGAUAAUGAGAAUUGAGACUUUAAGGCAAUGUUUCAGAUUAGAAUAAGCUCAACUUCAUGAUAUUUUUUUUCUUGGGUCAAUGGCACAGUGACUUCUAAUUUAUGUUAAUUGUAAAGUUGCAGUUAUAGUUGAAGAUGGUCAAUCAAAGGCUUGCUCCUGAAACCAAAACACAGCUCAUGCUCAUUAACUCAAGCAUUAAGCUGUCUUGGGAGUGAUUCAGAGUAUACUAGCUCCUUAAACCAACAUUUUCAACCAGGGUUUUUGACAUGAAUGACCCCUGUCAGCUCUUGCUUGAAAUUGCUGCUGUAUAUGUGAUUGUCUUUAUCUCCAUAUAUUUACUGGAGUGUUUACUGUGUAUUUCAUUGUAAAAUAGGUUAUUAGGUAUGCAUGAACUGACAUGAUGCCAAAUUUUGCUAAUUGCUAGUACUUUAUUAAACAAGGACAUUCUAAUCUGGAAAUCAUGUGUUUCCUUUCCAUUUCUAUAAAUCAUACAUAUACACUACACACAGAACAAUGUAUAGCCUUAGAGUAUAAGAGUGCGAGAAGAGCUAAUCUUGAAUGUUU